Molecule: messenger RNA, 2111 nt
Organism: Spodoptera exigua (beet armyworm)
Lineage: Eukaryota; Metazoa; Arthropoda; Insecta; Lepidoptera; Noctuidae
Source: the annotation of a GenBank genome assembly
GUCAGUUGUCAGUUAUUGAAGUUGCGUCAUAACGUCAUGAACGGGUAAAUAAAACCUAAGAAUUUUUAGUGACAAAUAGUUUAUUUUAGUGUUAUUUCUGAAGAAGAAACAAUAUUUUGUGUCUUCCUCAAUGCGGCAAGGUUAAUUGUACAAUGGAUUUCUUGACGGUAAACCGUCAGGUAUCGUCAUCCUCCGAAAAAAAGGAAGAUGGAGUGGAAGUCAAUGAAGGUCUUGUGGUGGACAACUCAAAAUGUGUGCUGUAUAAAAUAGCAACACUGUAUGCUGAGCAGCUGAUGAGUGAUCUGACCCUUGAGGUGGGAGGAGUGGGGUACCCGUCACAUCGGUUAAUACUUUGUGCCAGCAGUGAAGUUUUUCAGGUCAUGUUGAUGAACCGGGAAUGGAGUGAGUGGCGAGAGAGUCGCAUUGUACUGCAGGAGACUCCUACAGCUACCUCAGUAUUCCCACAUUUCCUAAAGUAUUUUUAUACUGGACAAAUUAGGAUAUCCCAUGAAACAGUGUUACCAAUACUUUCUCUAGCUGACAAGUACAAUGUAAAGGACCUGGUGGCUCUCUGUCUAAGGUACAUGUCUCAAAAUAUAGCGCAAGCUGCCAAGCGUGGACAGCUUAUAUCCUGGAUGCAGUACACCAUGGCCUGCGGACAUAACGAAGUUGCUAAGUCAUGCCAAAACUUCGUGAAGUGGAACUUGGAAUGGGUGUGGACGGACAGUGACCUCAGCGAGCUGGAGGGGGAGACCCUCGUACACCUGCUGCAGCAGAGCGACCUCGUUCUGCAUAACGAGAUGAGCGUUUAUGAUUUCGUGGUCCGCUGGCUGGGCAAGCAGCGCGAGCGGCUGUCUGCGAGCGAGCUGUCGGAGGCCGAAGUAAAAGCGCACUGGGAGACACUCGUCGCCGCCGUCUUCUCACACGUCAGAUUCCCGAUGAUGUGCCCCAACCAGCUGGCGAAGCUGUUACUCUGUCCCCUGACGCAGGAACAUAAAGACUUCUUCAUGGAGCGGAUGGCCAUCGCCAUGAGUUAUCAAUCAGGCCAAUUCGAACGCGUAGCAGAAAUACAGCAGACGGAAGCAGGCCGCAUGCUAUUCACUCCCCGCCUGUACACAGAAGACACGUGGGGCUCCGUGCUCGCCGUGGACAACUUCCACUCUCUCCCCUGCUACCACACGAGGACCUUCAUCUUCUCCACCAGACCUUCCAUAGCUGACGUGGCUCCUCAGGACAAGCUCACCGAGUGGACGGUAGACCUGUAUCCUAAAGGUGUCUGGUUCAGAAAGAGUUUGUUGAUCAUCUGGGCUGGGACUUAUGAUGUACCAGAAGUGGUUCUUCGUACCGUGAGGAUCUCCAUCACGUGUCAGAACUGCCCGGAGUUCACCGUCAACCAGUACGGGGAGACGGAGCAGCUGGAACCUGACGUCAGGGUGAAGAUCGGCAUACUGGUAUGGGGUGUGGAGAAGGGAGUCGAACACGUCUCCUCCGUCGUCGAGCGGGUACAUCGGUUUUCGGCACAGAACAGAGUGCUGAAUAUAGACGACGCGUUAGACUUCGACGCAUUAAACACCCCGCUGUACACGCCGUGCUCUCCCCCCGGGGCGACCCCGCCGCCCCCGUCGCGGGACCCCGAGCCCCCCACCCUGCCUGCCGCCGCCCCACCUGGCAAAAGCUACUCCGUUAACAGUGUGAACUCGAAGCGUUGCUACAAGUGCUCGGACUACGAAGUCCCCGAGCCGCGACAUCUGUUGGGACCCCACAAGGACCAGCUUAGGAUACAAGUAGUGAUCGUCCCUCUAACAGACUACUGCCAUGUAGGAGUGAACGACAGCACGCAAGGAUGACCUACAACAGUCCCGCGCGUCUACUGCGCUUUGGGUGUCUCAUACCCUGCAUGAGAGAGACACACAUAUCUCUCUCAGCACCGCCUGCGAAGCUAAGUGAAGGCAAGUUCCAAGGAAUAUUUUCUUUGUUUUAGCUAAUUGUACGCUCUUAAGGUUCAAAAUCGUAUGUAUCAACUUAUAAAGGUCAGCCCGCUGUGGAUAGUAAUUUGUAUUCUACGCUACUAUGUUAAGGUUCGUUAUUGUAUGUCGUUGAUUGAGUACAAG